AUGGAUAUGAGGUCUGAAGGCCUGGUCAACUUCUCCUCUUUGCGAAACCAGAUGACUGCUUUCAGGAACUGCUCGGAUGAGAGCCUCUCAUUUGAGAAGUUCUAUAUCCCCAUAAUUUAUUGCAUUCUCUUUCUGGUAUGCUUCCCGGGGAACAUCAUUGUCAUUUCCAUCUAUAUCUUCAAAAUGAGGCCCUGGAAAAGCAGCACGAUCAUUAUGUUGAACUUGGCCAUCACAGACUUGCUGUACGUGUCCUGCCUUCCGUUCUUGAUACAUUACUCGAUCAACGGAGAGCACUGGGUCUUUGGGGGCUUCAUGUGCACGUUCAUCCGCUUCACCUUCUACUUCAACACCUAUAGCAGCAUCCUCUUCCUGACGUGCUUCAGCCUCUUCCGUUUUUUUGUCAUCGUCUACCCGAUGAACUGCUUCUCCAUUCAGAAACGGAGAUGGGCCGUCAUAGCCUGUGCUUCAGUCUGGAUCGUUUCUCUGUUCAUGGUUAGCCCGAUGAUCCGCUUCAUCGUUGUAAAAGAAAGAGAGAACAGAUCCCUUUGCUUGGACCUGACUAAUUCGGAAGACCUGGACUCUGUACGGUUGUUCAACUGGCUCCUGACAACAUUCGCUUUCUUUUUGCCUUUAGUGCUUGUGACUCUUUGUUAUGCGGUGAUUAUCUACAAGCUGGCCAGAGGGCCCCACACUCAAACUUCAGUCAAGCAAAAGGCUCGCAGGCUGGCUAUCGUCCUCCUGGCCGUCUUCUAUUUGUGCUUCUUGCCAUUCCACAUCUUCAGAGGCCUUCGCAUUGAGCUAAAGAUCCAUCCAGUCAGCUGCAAGAUCGAGAAGCAGAUCCGGGAUGUUUUCACUGUGACUAAAUCCUUGGCUUCGUUAAAUACUUUUGGUAACUUAAUAUUUUAUGUGGUGCUGGUAGAUAAGUUUCAACACGCCAUUCUUUCUAUCUGUAAACUGAACACGAAGAAGACUAAGAAAUAG
Gekko japonicus is the source of this 981-nucleotide messenger RNA. Its product is annotated as 2-oxoglutarate receptor 1-like. The record is from RefSeq and is a predicted model, not a curated record. Gene Ontology annotation, biological process: G protein-coupled receptor signaling pathway. Gene Ontology annotation, molecular function: G protein-coupled receptor activity. Gene Ontology annotation, cellular component: plasma membrane. Bases 1 to 981 code for a protein of 326 amino acids. Lineage: Eukaryota; Metazoa; Chordata; Lepidosauria; Squamata; Gekkonidae. The transcript has a single exon.